GCUUGACGCCUACGCCCAGAGGGAGGGGCUGAAGCCGGAGCCUCAGCCGGGCUGAGUCGGUAGAGGUCUGUCCGACGCCAGGCCUUGAAAUCUCACAUCCCCCACGGGGCGGAGCAAACCUGGAAGUGGCCGCGCUGUUUUGCAUAGCAAUGACCGGCUUUGCAUAACCAGCGUAGGCAAGCAUUUAAAGGCGCUGCCGCGGCCACAGACCUGGUAAUCCGGCGCAGACCCACUGCUCGAAAUGAUUCCGGAGAUGCAGGCUCCGCUCCUGAUGGCCUUGGGCCUGCUCCUCGCCGGCCCUGCGGCCCGUGCACGCGUCCAUCUGAAUCAGCUGGAUAGCUUUUACUGGGAGAACUGCGAUGACGAGAAGGACCCUGUGGUGCUCAAAAGCCUGACUCUGGAACCUGAUCCCAUUGCCUUUCCUGGGAACAUGACUAUCAGCGCCGAGGUCCAGAUCGGUGUCCCCCUCAGUAGUCCUCAGAAGCUGGAAUUAACUAUAGAGAAGGAAGUGGCCAGCUUCUGGGUCAAAGUCCCAUGUGUGGAACAAAUUGGUAGCUGCACCUAUGAAGACUUCUGCCAAAUACUUGGUGCUUUCAUUCCCCCUGGACAGCCCUGCCCAGAGCCCCUGCACACCUAUGGGCUUCCCUGCCACUGUCCCAUCAAAGUAGGCAUCUAUGCACUGCCCAAGACUGAGUUCACCCUGCCCGGCACGGAGCUGCCCAGCUGGCUCAGCUCUGGGUCCUACCGCAUCAAGAGCAUCCUCAGCAGUGGUGGGAAACGCCUGGGCUGUAUCAAGAUCUCUGCCUCUCUGAAGGGCAAAUAAUAUGGCACCAGCCACAGCAGAAUGAAGGGGUAUGAGGAAGAUGUCCCUCUUCUUCUGUCUUGCAUUUGCCAAGGUCAAAUUCUGACUCUCUGUCCCCCUUCAAGCUCCUUUCUACAAUGAUGCCACUUCCCUCACUGAAAAUCCUUUUGUGCCACCUAUGUUUUAGGCAUGGGCAGGCAGCCCUAACCUAGGGAGGAGCUCGGCAGUUCUUGAUAGCCCACGACAACUGCCAGGCCGGCUGCUUCAUUUUCCUCGUCAAACCUGUGAUUUUCUCUCUAAGAGCUUAACUCAUUUUCUAAAUAAUCAAGGAAUGGGACGAAUAUAUUUUGUGACCCCAAGUUCAGACUGACCCAAUCUUUUUUUUUUUUUUUAAAGAUUUAUUUAUUUAUUUAUUUGAGACAGAGAGAAUGAGAUACAGAGAGCAUGAGAGGGAGGAGGGCAGACUGACCCAAUCUUGGUUUCCUGAAGUACCUUCAUGAUUUUCUUAAAAAAAAUUUUUUUUUUGGUCACUGACUUAAAAGCAGAAUGAGAGUAUUAAUAGUUUUUGUUUUACUCCAGGUCCCUCUUAUGAUGAAGGGACUGAAGUAGUUCAUCUUAGUCUAUUCCUCCAUUAACUUCUAUGAUUAAUUCAGUAUUCUUUUCUAGAUUUGCCCCAUGAACAGUGGGGCCUAGCGUAUCCUGGGGAGGUAGGGCAUGUGGUGGAGGGCUUCACUAGGAGACGUAUUUAAGAAUGCUCUAUGUAUUUAAGGUGGUUUACAAACUCAGGCGCCUUCUGGGCCAAGCACAAGACCCAAACGAGUGAGGAUGACCACAAGGAACCUAUUGCUUCCAGGCGUGUCUUUUUUCCCCCCUUUGUAUAGCAGCUCAUAUCCACUGUUACAAGGCAGCUGAUGUCCAGGCUUGAGCUUGGUAAUAUUAGCAGGGAAUAUGGGGCCUGAACUGAGUUAGAGAGGGUGCGUUCAGCCCUUGGGGGCACCUUCUGUAGUGCUCUGGCAGUUGGUGCCACGUGAGAAUGUUGUGGGCCCAAUAUUACCAAACAGUCUCCAUUGUUUUUCCUUGGAAAUCCAGACUUUUAUAUGAAAUCUUAUAGUUUUUAAAUACUGGCAACUAAUUACUUUUUAAAACACUGUGCAGGCCAAAAGGGCCAAACAGACUUGUCAGUGGGGAAAUCUGGCCCAGUGUGGCCAGUUUGCGACCUCUGAUGUAAGAACAUGCAUUCCUUGUCCUUUUGGUCUUGAGACAACUCCUCCAGUGCCGUUUCCCCCUCCCUAGGGCCAAAUCCAUAGUAUCUGACCCACGGAGCAGGCUCUUCCAGGGCUCGAGGAGGGGGAGGCAGCCUCUCAGAGAUGUGAGCUGCAGGGAUCACGAAGCUGCCUGCCCCAGCCUAAGAGUGUUGUUGGGGUGAAUGGGGCAAACACUGAAGAGUUGGAAUCCACCAGCAGCUCCUCUGUGGAGCAAGGAUCCCACGAAGAGGGGUGGACUCACAUCAGGUGCCUGGGUUUGUCCAUCGUCCCAUCCUCCGUGACAGCCUACUGACCCAUGGAUUGCCCCCAGUUUCUGGGCUCAUUUGAAGCCUGGAAUGGCAAUAAAGCUUUUUGACUUGCUGAGAA
Leptonychotes weddellii (Weddell seal) is the source of this 2433-nucleotide messenger RNA. RefSeq names its product ganglioside GM2 activator (gene GM2A). Gene Ontology annotation, molecular function: enzyme activator activity; lipid carrier activity. Gene Ontology annotation, cellular component: cytoplasmic side of plasma membrane. Lineage: Eukaryota; Metazoa; Chordata; Mammalia; Carnivora; Phocidae. Gene Ontology annotation, biological process: lipid transport; ganglioside catabolic process. The record is from RefSeq and is a predicted model, not a curated record.